CACACGACUGGGCGCAGGAGAAGACGAGCAUGGCUGCGUCCAAGUCUGCCACCCAUGACUUUCUCAUCAAGCUCCUGCUCAUUGGAGACUCGGGCGUGGGCAAGUCGUCAUUGCUGCUGAGGUUCUCGGACGACUCGUUCUCGCCGUCGUUCAUCUCGACGGUGGGCAUAGACUUCAAGUUGCGGUCGAUCCGGCUGGGCGAUUCGAUGAUCAAGCUGCAGGUGUGGGAUACGGCCGGACAGGAGCGGUUCCGCACCAUCACCUCGUCGUACUACCGCGGGGCCAUGGGUAUCAUGAUUGUGUACUCGGCAACCGACGCAGACUCGUUCAACAACGUCAGACAUUGGAUCCGCAACAUCAAGGAGCACGCUGCUGAAGGCGUGUGCAAGAUUCUCAUCGGCAACAAAUGUGACCUCAAGGAGAAGAAGGUCGUCGAGGCCUCGCGUGGGCAAGCUCUCGCCGACGAGUACGACAUGCAGUUCUACGAGACCUCGGCCAAGGCCGAUAUUAACGUCGAGGACGCCUUCUUUGCCCUCACCGAGCAGGUCCUGGCAAAGCUCCAAAACGAGGCCGCAGACCCAUCAUCUUCGGGCAACAACACCGUGAAGGUCAAUGAUUCCUCCUCGUCGUCGUCCAAAAAGAAGGGCUGCUGCUAGACCCUCUUCCAACCGCAAACAAACUCCUGUUGCAACAGCA
Messenger RNA from Thecamonas trahens ATCC 50062, 696 nucleotides. RefSeq names its product GTP-binding protein SAS1. The coding region runs from base 30 to 656 and encodes 208 amino acids. Gene Ontology annotation, cellular component: plasma membrane; endosome. Lineage: Eukaryota; Apusomonadida; Apusomonadidae. The record is from RefSeq and is a predicted model, not a curated record. Gene Ontology annotation, molecular function: GTP binding; GTPase activity. Gene Ontology annotation, biological process: regulation of exocytosis; protein secretion; protein localization to plasma membrane. The transcript is spliced from 2 exons.